AUGAACCGGAAAGCGCGGCGCUGCCUGGGCCACCUCUUUCUCAGCCUGGGCAUGGUCUACCUCCGGAUCGGUGGCUUCUCCUCAGUGGUAGCUCUGGGCGCAAGCAUCAUCUGUAACAAGAUCCCAGGCCUAGCUCCUAGACAGCGGGCGAUCUGCCAGAGCCGGCCCGACGCCAUCAUCGUCAUAGGAGAAGGCUCGCAAAUGGGCCUGGACGAGUGUCAGUUUCAGUUCCGCAAUGGCCGCUGGAACUGCUCUGCACUGGGAGAGCGCACUGUCUUCGGGAAGGAGCUGAAAGUGGGGAGCCGGGAGGCUGCGUUCACCUACGCCAUCAUUGCUGCCGGCGUGGCCCAUGCCAUCACAGCUGCCUGUACCCAGGGCAACCUAAGCGACUGUGGCUGCGACAAAGAGAAGCAAGGCCAGUACCACCGGGACGAGGGCUGGAAGUGGGGUGGCUGCUCUGCCGACAUCCGCUACGGCAUCGGCUUCGCCAAGGUCUUUGUGGAUGCCCGGGAGAUCAAGCAGAAUGCCCGGACUCUCAUGAACUUGCACAAUAACGAGGCAGGCCGAAAGAUCCUGGAGGAGAACAUGAAGCUGGAAUGUAAGUGCCACGGCGUGUCAGGCUCGUGCACCACCAAGACGUGCUGGACCACACUGCCACAGUUUCGGGAGCUGGGCUACGUGCUCAAGGACAAGUACAACGAGGCCGUUCACGUGGAGCCUGUGCGUGCCAGCCGCAACAAGAGGCCCACCUUCCUGAAGAUCAAGAAGCCACUGUCAUACCGCAAGCCCAUGGACACAGACCUGGUGUACAUCGAGAAGUCGCCCAACUACUGCGAGGAGGACCCGGUGACCGGCAGUGUGGGCACCCAGGGCCGCGCCUGCAACAAGACGGCCCCCCAGGCCAGUGGCUGUGACCUCAUGUGCUGUGGGCGUGGCUACAACACCCACCAGUACGCCCGUGUGUGGCAGUGCAACUGUAAGUUCCACUGGUGCUGCUAUGUCAAGUGCAACACGUGCAGCGAGCGCACGGAGAUGUACACGUGCAAGUGA
Rhinopithecus roxellana (golden snub-nosed monkey) is the source of this 1050-nucleotide messenger RNA. It is a transcript of the gene WNT7A, whose product is annotated as Wnt family member 7A. The coding region runs from base 1 to 1050 and encodes 349 amino acids. The record is from RefSeq and is a predicted model, not a curated record. The transcript has 4 exons. Gene Ontology annotation, biological process: positive regulation of JNK cascade; canonical Wnt signaling pathway; cell fate commitment. Gene Ontology annotation, molecular function: frizzled binding; cytokine activity. Lineage: Eukaryota; Metazoa; Chordata; Mammalia; Primates; Cercopithecidae. Gene Ontology annotation, cellular component: extracellular region.